AGGUCUUCUUUGACCAAGUUUCAAGUUUUAUUGUACAAACUGGCCCAUAUGGGCAUUAGCAAUACAAUUAAAAUAUUUCGUUCAAAAUGAUUUUUUAAAAAGCAAUGGCGACCUUGGCGACACUGAGGGGAUAUUUACUUAGACUUCAAGUGAGUGAAAUUUCCAGCAGAUGUGGUUUGCAUACAGUUUCUCCAUUAUAUUUCCAUACAACAAGCCAAGCACAGAAGGUGAAGACCAGUCUCAGUCCACAGUUGAUACAGAGAAAGAAGAAAAAGCUUGACAGGGCUUUAGUAAAGCAUGAGAGACGAAGUGAGCGUAUCCUUAAGCCCAUUGACGAGAAUGAAGUUUCUGUUCCUUUGAAAAGAGAUGUCCGAGCGGGAACUAGACAGCGUGAGAAAAUGGUUUAUACAUCUGAAGAGCUUGAGUCUCAGGUUUUACUUGAAAAGGAUUGGUCACGGUACAAGAUGAAACAACAUCAGGCUGAGCAGAGUGCAUGUGCUAGAAUGAGAGCCGCUCAAGAAAAGGCUCUAGAAAAACUAAAAGAAGAGUCUGAGGAACUGUAUCAAGCAGCAAUAAGGUGUGAUGAAUCGCUGUUCCCAUAUACGUUUAAAGGCCCUGUGAAUACACCACCUAAGCUAGGCUAUUAUGCAGCAGAUGGAAAUUAUAUAGACAAAACAAACUAUUUUGAAGAUGACUCUGGCUUGUUUGAUGACAUUGACAUUAUUGAAAAGAGGAAGAGAGUCCGAUGAUAAUUAUAAGUUUAUUGUGCAGAACUCUGGAGCCAGAUAUUCAUAAUUUUGGUGAGAAAAACAAAAGUUUGAGAUUCAGCAGAAUAUAAAAUGCAGAUACCAAGUUUCACGAAUGCUCAGUGCCAGUAUUUAAACUGUUCACUUACUUGGGAUACAGACAAAUCCUGAUUACCAAUGGUAGGACUGAUCAGUAUGCUUUAAUGACAUUAAACAAUUUGUUAUGCCUAUUGCUUUGCAACAUAACAUGUCUUGGCAGAAAUAUACACAUGUAUAAAAAAUAGAUUGUAUUGGAAUAACUGAGGUAUUUGUUUUUGAAAUAAAUGCACUUGUGGCUAUAUUUCAGUGUUUUUAUGUAACCUAAGACAAAGAAGAAGUAACAGUUUACAUAACUGUUUGUCUGCUAGCGGCAUGUGAUUCUGCCUUUGUGACCAGUGCAGACUGAUCAUGGUGUACACUGUUAGCUGUUCAGUCAGUAAAUUUUCAGGCAACACCCCUUCAAACUGAAUGAUAGACCAGUCCAUUAUUUUUAAGAAAUUUUAGAAGGUGAAGGAUAAAAACCCAAGUUGCUUUAUCAGGCUCAGCCAAAGGAGAUAUGCUGAAUUAUGUUGCCUACAUGGUUAUACUGCUGCUACUAAGAUUAGUUGUCAUAGCAUAACAAGCAUGUACUCGAAAAUAAAAAACUGUAACUCUA
This is a messenger RNA of Mercenaria mercenaria, 1440 nucleotides long. RefSeq names its product 39S ribosomal protein L40, mitochondrial-like. The transcript is spliced from 5 exons. Lineage: Eukaryota; Metazoa; Mollusca; Bivalvia; Venerida; Veneridae. The record is from RefSeq and is a predicted model, not a curated record. Gene Ontology annotation, cellular component: mitochondrial large ribosomal subunit; mitochondrial ribosome. The coding region runs from base 105 to 749 and encodes 214 amino acids.